Coregonus sp. 'balchen' is the source of this 11602-nucleotide messenger RNA. NCBI's taxonomy places the organism in Eukaryota, Metazoa, Chordata, Actinopteri, Salmoniformes, Salmonidae. The record is from the annotation of a GenBank genome assembly.
GUUGUAACAGCCAUCUUGGAGUCGGGGAAGAACAUGGCCAAAGAGGAGAAGAAGGCGGAGAAGUGCCCACUGCUCUACGAGUGGCACAAGAAGCAGUACGUUGGCGCUGCCCACGGCCUGGCGGGCAUCUACUGCAUGCUGAUGCAGGUGAGUUGAACACAUUAUCUUUAGUAUGUGAUAUCGAUCAGUGUGUAGAUUUGACUGCUAUUUCAUUGAUGCAUAUUACAGGUAUUACAGUAUAGCAUACAAAGCACUGUAGUAAGUCUCUUUGGCCAUGUUUCUAAUAAUACAUAUUUCAUUUAUAUAACGCUUUUCCUUAAGGGAGUGGCUCCUAAUCCGGUACCAGAUCUUUUCAUUCUGAGGCUCCGUAUCCGUGAGUCUGCAGGUUUUCACAGUAUCUCCCGGGAAUUUGGGACUCAUGCUAAAACCGCUGGUUCCUGGUUGGCUUAUAUUCAUGUUUUGCUUCAUCGAGAUACUGUUUAUAAUCAUGAUAUGUCAUCUUAAUUCACCCAGAAGAUUGAUUAGCCCUCACCUGAGCUGAUUAAUCAUUUAUCACAGGAAAUAAAAUAAGAUAAGUUAUUCAGGAUCUAAACAACAACAUCCCAUAAUGAGAUCCUAGAGAGGAUCAACCUCCUAUACUCCCAUUACUACGGUGAAUUAAAACCCUCAAUAUGGAUUAAUUAGCUUUGUAUAUGGAUUAAUAUGCUUUUUAAUGAUUAGUGUUCUUGGAUUUUAUGGCAGGUGCGGGUGUACCUCGAUACGUUUUCAUAUUUUAGGGAAAAAGAACCCAUUUAAAAUCAUUUGUGAGUUGUUUUGUUUCCCCAUGGUGCUUGUAACACUGAUGUGCCUCAUUAGUUAAAUUAGUCAGGGAGGUUUUUAUGAUGUUAAUAUAUUUCUGCACAAUAUUUCUACAUAUGUGCACAAAACAUUAGGAACACCUACUCUUUCCAUGACACAGACUGACCAGGUGAAUCCAGGUGAAAGCUAUUAUCCUUUAUUGAUGUCACUUGUUAAAUCCACCUCAAUCAGUGUAGAUGAAGGGGAGGAGACCGUUAAAGAAGGAUUUUUAAGUCUUGAGACAAUUGAGACAUGGAUUGUGUAUGUGUGCCAUUCAGAGGGUGAAUGGGCAAGACAAACGUGUCUUUGAAUGGGGUAUAGUAGUAGGUGCCAGGCGCACCGGAUUGAGUGUGUCAAGAACUGCAUCGCUGCUGGGUUUUUCACGCUCAACAGUUUCCUGUGCGUAUCAAGAAUGGUCCACCACCCAAAGGACAUCCAGCCAACUUGACACAACUGUGGGAAGCAUUGGAGUCAACAUCGGCCAGCAUCCCUGUGGAAUGCUUUCGACACCUUGUAGAGUCCAUGCCCCGACGAAUUGAGGCUGUUCUGAGGGCAAAAGGGGGUGCAACUCAAUAUUAGGAAGGUGUUCCUAAUGUUUUGUACACUCUGUGUAUAUCAUUUAGGUGUUACCACUACACCACAGCUCUGCACAUGCAGAGUAUUCUUAUGAUUGAGAUUGAGGAACAAUAGUACAGAUGGAUCAUAGUAUUAACCUUAAAAAGAUGUAGCUUAAGGGACCACUUUACAUUAGCCUAACUUUUUAUCUAGUUUCUCUGCAGCUAUUUGGUAAGUAGAAUAUCAUUACUCAGUUGUACAAUGAAAGAUACAAAAUAGCCUAAUUACUGUGCAUUUACAAUGUAAUUACACACAACCAAUAAAUAAAACAUCCAUGUAACUCAAUGGUAUCUAUGACAAAAAGUAAGGCAAGGAGGGCUUACAAGCCACCAUAGAAGAUUCCAUUAUGACACCAGCCUCCUAUGGAGGCCAGCUAGUCCUAAUACCCAUCUUCACCCAUUAGUAUUGGAGGCUGUCAGAGGCCAUGCGACCAUAUGUUGGAUAUGUAAUCUGCCUCUCUGAGAGUUUAAAGGCCAGAGUGGAGGAAAGUAGCUUAUCCUUUAUCCCCAGUGGAGAGUAGUCAGAGUUCUAUCUGUGCUCAGGCAUUUGCUUCUCUUUGUAAAUGUUUCUAUGAUCCUCCUGUGAUGCUGGCACUAUCAGCAUGCCUCUCCUCUACUACUCUCCUCCUCUCCUCUCUUAUGAUUGGUUGGCCAUGCAUCAUCUGUCCCUGGGGAGGAGUGUGGUGAUUGGGAGUAAUGAUGCGCCCACAACCAGUUCCCAGGGUGCACUGGGGGCCUUUUUAGAUCUAUAAUAUAAUAUAAUAAUAUAUGCCAUUCAGCAGACACUUUUAUCCAAAUCGACCUACGGUCAUGUGUGCGUACAUUUUACAUAUGGAUGGCAAUCCUGAAGUUGCAAGCAUCAUGCUCUACCAACUGAGCCAUACAGGACCGCUCUACUGGUACACAUUAACUAGCAACAGACCUGCCAUGUUGCUUUCAACUAUCUUGUCCCCUCCAAUUAUCAGUAGAAGGGAAGGAAGCGAGGUGAGGAAGCCACUUCAGACUAUUGAAAUCCUCCCGAUGAUUGGAGCCACAGGGCUCUGCACCCCCACCUAUCCCCCUUUCAAACUCUAUGGUGCUAGGGCACAUACACACACAAACACACCGUAGGCGUUUACAGCUUUGCAAAUAUUUGAGACCCACACGACCCUCAUUAAAACAUGAACAGAGGAAGGACUGCCACCAGCCAAACUAACAGGAAACGCAUGUAAACAACUGCAGGCCUGGGAAUUGUGUGUGUGUGUGUACAGUAUGUACUAGCACUGACUUUGCUGAUAGCUACUUAAUGAGGAAGAAAUUGGCUUACUAUGACUGCGAAUGCAGUUGUCUCUUAGCUACCUUAAGAUGAAUGCAUCUACUGUAAGUCGCUCUGGAUAAGAGUGUCUGCUAAAUUACAAUAAUGUGUGUGCGCAGGCGUACACUAGUACGCCUGUUUGUGUGUUCAUUCCUGUGAGUAUUUUUCCCCCGAGCAUUUACAAGGAGCUCCCAAUUCAAAAUUGGACACGUCUUAUUUGGAACGACACGUCUUAUUUGGAACUUAUGAAAGUGUGUUUCCAUCUAUCUAUCGAUCAUUCUUUGAAAUGUGAAAACAUAGCCGUGGGAAAUAGGGGUGUUGAGGGUGCUGCAGCACUCCCUGAUAAAUCCCCCCCCCCCCCCCAUGGUAAAGAGGGACCAGGGUUUCUCUGACAAUACCUGUGAUGCAAUUUUGUCCCCUGUUGCACAACUGAAAGCUCAUAUAGAUUUUGCCUUGUAACAACUCCAAUUUGGCAUUGGCGUACCCAACCCCACGAGAACACUGUCCAGCAAAUUUCCCCAAUAGCAGCCUGGACCGAACCCAAUAGGAAAUGAAUUAUUUAGUAUUCCCCAAGCUGUUGGAGUAACUCUAUUUAGGCCUGGUUUUCUUGCUCUAAAAGGCUACAUUUCAAAUGUGUGUUUCUGUAAAAAAAAAAAAAAAUUGCCAACACACUCUCAGGGCACACAGUUAUCAAGCCCCCAAUGGAUACAAUGGAUAAAGCUGAAACUUGAUUCCUUUUUGUGUUUGAUGAUAACCACUACCAUUUGCGCUCGUUGAGUGUGUGCACCCAGCUGCUUUGAGUAAAUAGAUUGUGUAUAUGCAUUAUCUUCCCUGUGUGUUAGAGCAAUGCAGUGUGUGUGUGUGCGUGCGUGUGAGAGCAUGUCUGUACAAGUGCGGUGUGUCAUUGUGACGCACGUGGACAUGCUCUGCUACACCUAUACUCAGACACACACACACACCCAUCUUCCACUCAUCCUUCCUUUCUUUCUCCCCUCCUCCCUCCGCUUAAUAACAGUAGCUCUCUCUCUUCUCCCUCUCCCCCUCUUCAUCCUUUUUCCUCCUCUCCUUUCUGUCUAAUCAUGUCUAACAGAAGCGCUCUCCUUUCUCUCUCAUCUCCCUCCCUCAAAUAUUCUCUAACAGUAGUCUUUUCUCCUCCUCUCCUCCAUCACUCCUUCUCUGGCUGUAAUAUUCUGUAAAAGUAGUCCUCUCUCUCUCCUCCUGCUCCUCCUCUUCACCCUCUCUGGCAGUAUUAAUAUCCAACAGCUCCCUCCAUCCCUGUCUAUGGCUGUAAUAUUAUCUAACAGCAGUCUUCUCUCCUGUAGGCCAUGUUUCUCAGCAUGGCCUCUCUCUCUCGCUCUCUCUGUUUCUGUCUGUAUAUUUCUCUCUCUCUCUCUCUCUCUCUCUCUCUCUCUCUCUCUCUCUCUCGCUCUCUCUCUCUCUCUCGCUCUCUGUUUCUGUCUGUAUAUUUCUCUCUCUCUCGCUCUCUCUCUCGCUCUCGCUCUCGCUCUCUCUGUUUCUGUCUGUAUUUUUCUCUCUCUGUUUCUGUCUGUAUUUCUCUCUCUCUCUCUCUCUCUCUCUCUCUCUCUCUCUCUCUCUCUCUCUCUCUCUCUCUCUCUCUCUCCACAGAGCCAAAUGAAAAGAUUGUCCUUGUCAUAAAUUCUCUCUGACACUUCCCUCUAAUUCAUCUCUCUCUGUGCAGUAAAAACCAUCAAGUGCAUAUUCACCACUGCUGAGUGUUAUUUGGGAUAAUGAACGUUGAGUCUGGGAUUUCUAUUUGAUUUUACAGUUUAGUCUCUUAGGGAAACCAAGUUAAAAUGGCCCGCACUUACAUGUAUUUGCCUAACGUUCUCUCAUAUAUGUAAUAUCUGACAAACCUGCUGAAUUCUAAUGCUCUGGGAUGUUUCAGACCAGGUGAUAUGUUGUGUAUUAAUUGUUUAUCGCGAUAAGGAUGGUUGUGAUAUGCAUACCAUCAGAUUUCAGCAGACUGUGUUUACAGAUGUCAGUAUUCCACAAUAGUUACACCACCUGUCUUCAUGUCCCCUGAACUUGUGCCUCUUUUUUUCUUUCCCUCUUUUUUUCUCUCACCCCCUCUCUCUUUCUGGCUUUCUCUCACCCCCCUCUCCCUUUUCUUUCCAUCUCUUGGUCUCUCUCUCUCUUAGCCCAGUGCUAAGGUGAACCAGGAAGUCCUAUCUGAGUUGGUGCGGCCCAGUGUGGACUACGUCCGCCACAAAAAGUUCCGCUCGGGGAACUACCCGUCGUCGCUAAGCAACGAGACGGACCGGCUGGUGCACUGGUGCCACGGGGCGCCAGGAGUGGUGCACAUGCUCAUCAUGGCACACAAGGUUAGGGACACACACACACCACACGAUAGUAAUGGCUCUUCAAGUAGAUCUGAAAGGAUUUGGAUAGGAACACUCAACACCACCCUCUCCUCUCUAGCACAGCUCUCUAACCCUCAUGAAUACGCUCUCACAAUAUUAGGGCUAAUUUGUUUUCCUAAUAUCAAUAUCAUGUUAACUAACACCAUGAGUUCCAUUAUAGCACUCCGCUACUCUCCCAUACAGUGGACUCAGAGAUAGCAGUGAACCAGGCCCUCUCCUCUAGUGCCUCCAGCUCUGCCACUCUCACGUAAUUGCAUGGAAUCACCCAGGAAAGAGAAUUAAAUCUAUAGCUGGAAGUAAUGAACAUAAAAGCUCCUGCUGCAUCUCAAUGCGCCAGCUCUGUGGCUCGUCUCUUAUGAGAAAUACACAACCCACAGUGACGCCUAGUGGCUAUCAAGUGCACUGUAGGACCAAGGCCCCUAUUCACAAAGCGUCUCACAGUAGGAUACAUUAUAUUCUACGAUUAUACGGACAGUGGAGGCCUGAUCCUCGAUCAGCACUAGGAUCACUACGGGCCCUGGUGUCACAUUUAGAUUACCGACUGAAUUUAAACAAUCACUACAUCCCAGCUUUGACAUGCUAGUCUGCUGGUUUAAUACCACAGUCAAUUUCAAGAGGCCUUGUUGAGGAAUGGGCUGUUUUUCUGCUGUGCUCAGCAUGGCCUCUUACAAACUGACUCUCACAGCAGGUCUGAAAACGCACACUCUCUCCCUUUGAAAUUACUAAUGGAAGGAGCGACAGAACGAUUGGAGAGAGAGAGAACACACACAUUUUGAGCAUGUGGAGAGGAGAUUUCCCAUGAUAAACGCUUCAUCUCUGACAAACCACAUGGUGCAUUUCAUCAGUUGUAGUCUGGCAUGAAUACACACUCACAUUCAGGGGGGUACACACACGCAUACAUACACACCCACACACACGGUGCAGGGUCAUUUCAUUUAAUCUUUCUUUGGUCCAUUAACUUCAUGAAGAAAAAAAUUUGCGUAUCACCUGUAUUCAGGUUCGUGUUUUCUAGGAAGUUUUUCCUAGCCAAUGUGCAUCUGCAUUGCUUGCUCUUUGGGGUUUUAGGCUUGAUAUCUGUAAAGCACUGUUACAAAUGAUGAUGUAAAAAGGGCUUUAUAAAAUAAAGUUCAUUGAUUUGAUACUGUCUUUGGCUAUUUCAGACUCCCUAUGUAAUGUAAGGGCAAUUGAUUAGGUGUACAUGAAGAAAAUUCCUGAUUUAUAAAUGGCAGGGCAAGAUGAAAGGACACUACUACCAUGUUUCUUACAUCAAAUUCUUUCCGAUCCCCACCAGUGUGUGGGAAGUUAGGGGUUGUAUUUCGGAUGGGGUUUGGGAUUGGGCAUGAGUCUGUCAUGUCUCCCCUUUCCUACCUACCUCCCACCAUCCCUCUCCCUCCAGGUGUUUAAGGAGGAGAAGUACCUGAAGGAUGCUGUGGAGUGUGGGGAGGUGAUCUGGCAGAGAGGCCUGCUAAGGAAAGGUUACGGUAUUUGUCACGGCACGGCGGGCAACGCCUACUCCUUCCUCACCCUCUAUCAGCUCACCCAGGAGAAGAAGUACCUCUACCGUGCAUGCAAGGUAACACACUGCACUGUGUGUGGGUGUGUGUGAUGAGGGGCUGUGGAGCUCCUAGAUACUCCAGCAGUAUUGUCCUUCAGAUCUUAUUCCUCUGUGUGAAUGAGAGGGGAAGGAAGGAUUCGCCCACAUGUACAGUAUAGCGUAGGCAGCCUGCCCUAACAAAGCUGCUAAAGGCACGACUACACAGAGACGCAAAAGUCUUUAUCAUGACAAGUAUUGUGUGUAAUUGUAUUGUAUUGUACCAUUGCCAAUAUUGAAGGCCAUUCUUCUUACUGACAAAUAAUCAUUAUAUGAUGAAUCAUUCCCUUGGAUUUCAUUCAUUGUUUUCCAGCUUUCUUGGUUUUUUAAUAUAGCCUAUGUUAGGGUGUUAUGUCUGCAUUCUCGCUUGCUUGUGUCGAUAUGUAUUGUCUCAGUGUGGAAUCCGGUUGUCUGUGAAUAACUUUAGUCCUGAAUGCUUUUUAGUCAUUGAAUUUUAAUCAAUUAAUUUGUGCAUUCAUUUAUCAAAUCCUUUGGAUUUUUGAAUUACUGCAUGCAUGGUUCACAUAUAUUAUUUAUUCAUGUAUCCAAGUAUGGUAGCGUACAGUAUAAUUUAUUGUCUUUCAUGUUUAACCUUAUGUUCUGGUAAUCACAUUGGUCCUAAUUUUUCCCCAGUUUGCUGAGUGGUGUCUGGACUAUGGAACCCACGGCUGCAGAAUCCCAGACAGACCGUAUUCUCUGUUUGAAGGUGAAACUUUAUUUAAACCCCUUAAGCAGACAGAAACAUCCCCAAAAUACGUGACAUUUUCCGCCUUCUCUUCUUCCCAUUCAAUUAAUGUAAUAACCACUGUCAUUUCCGAGGAAAAUGCAGACUGAAUUUGCUUUAAAUAUACACUACCUACUCAUUCAAGGGUUUUUCUUUAUUUGUACUAUUUUUUACAUUGUAGAAUAAUAGUGAAGACAUAAACUAUGAAAUAACACAUAUGGAAUCAUGUAGUAACCCAUAAUGUGUUAAACAAAUCAAAAUAUAUUUUAUAUUUGAGAUUCUUCAAAGUAGCAAUCCUUUGCCUUGAUGACAGCUUUGCACAAUCUUGGCAUUCUCUCAACCAGCUUCAUGUGGUAGUCACCUGGAAUGCAUUUCAAUUAACUGCUGUUCCUUCUUAAAGUUAAUUUGUGGAAUUUCUUUCCUUCUUAAUGCGUUUGAGCCAAUCAGUUGUGUUGUGACAAGGUAGGGGGGUAUACAGAAGAUAGCCCUAUUUGGUAAAAUACCAAGUUCAUAUUCUGGCAAGAACAGCACAAAUAAGCAAAGAGAAACGACAGUCCAUCAUUACUUUAAGACAUGAAGGUCAGUCAAUAUAGAACAUUUCAAGAACUUUGAAAGUUUUUUCAAGUGGUGUCGCAAAAACCAUCAAGCGCUAUGAUGAAACUGGCUCUCAUGAGGACCGCCACAGGAAUGGAAGACCCAGAGUUACCUCUGCUGCAGAGGAUAAGUUCAUUAGAGCUACCAGUCUCAGAAAUUGCAGCCCAAAUAAAUGCUUCACAGAGUUCAAGUAACAGACACAUCUCAACAUUAAUUGUUCAGAGGAGACUGCGUGAAUCAGGCCUUAAUGGUUGAAUUGCUGCAAAGAAACCACUACUAAAGGACACCAAUAACAAGAAGAGACUUGCUUGGGCCAAGAAACACGAGCAAUGGACAUUAGACAGGUGGAAAUGUGUCCUUUGGUCUGGAGUCCAAAUUGGAGAUUGUGAUAAAUGUUGUGUGAGGGUGUGAAGACAACUUUGAUUGCUUUAUCAGCUGGUCAGGCAAGGCUGAUUUUACAUUAUAAGACCUGUCAACGGGCACAGUCCAAAUAAUCUGAGAGCGGCAAUCGUUACCUUCAGUUUGGCAAUGAUUGGCCUCUGUUUGGUUCUGCCAUUGGUCCACUGGUGAGGGUUCCCUAUGCCAGCUUUGUCCCCCCCCCCCAUCCCCCCCCAUCCCCUCCACGUGUUGUGUGCAGCCACAUGAAACGUCUUGCCUGGCGUUUUACCUCCAUGUCUCCAUGGCAACCAGUUGCUGCCCACGUCAGAGUAGAUUUGUGGGCUGUGUUUGGUUGGCCUUAACCCCCUUCGUCUCUCUCUCUCACACUCACUCUCACUCUCACACUCACUCUCACACUCACACUCACACUCACACACAAACAAACACGUACACUCCCUUUUCCCAUCCCUGUCUGAAUUAGUCUUUCACUGAUAAACAGUCUGGUAAAAAAUAUUGCAGCAGUUUAAUUUUAUUAAUAAUAUAUGGACCCAUCUUGACUGUACAACCUAGAAUAUUGAAUGUUCAUGUCUUGUAUGUAAUAACUGAAUACAGUAUGUAAUAUUUCACAUUGCUGGUGUACCAACAGUGUUACAAGUGCAUUUUAAGCUCUUUGAACUCUUUCAAAGAGAUUUGAGAUGGAGUUAUUUAUCAUUGUGAAUGAACAAAACCAUGACGAGUGGUGAGUGAUUUGUAAGCAAAGCUUUCAUGUAUAUGGGGUUGUAGGGUUGGGCGGUAUCCAGAUGUCCAUACCAUCAUACCGCGCCUGUGCCGUCCUGGGAUAGACGGUAUUACCGGUAGUGUACACGGGCCAAAAAAUAAAAAAACAGACAUAAAAAAUAAAAAUAAAUAGAAAAUAAAACAUCUACCAGAAUGCUAUCAAAAUGCUAACAAGUACUAAGGAAUCCCCAUAGCGGAUGCUAGGUAAAUGCUAAUGAGCGCAUGCAAACAUUUACUACUAAGACAGACAACCCAGCUCAAAAGAUUAUGCAAGUAUCUAAAAACGCAGUUUGCAGCACGCACAAAACAAAUAUUACACAGCAGGGCUCUUAAUCCAGGAGGGGAUUGUCUCUGCUGCUGUUAUCAAGAAGCUUGAUAUUGCAAGCUAACGUUAGCUAAUGUUAGGAAGUUGACAAAAAACCCAGCUGGAGAGAAUUUAUUUGGCACAUCUUAAAUAGUUAACUUAAUAGUUAUACACAGUGCAUUCGGAAAGUAUUCAGACCCCUUCCCCUUUUCCACAUUUUGUUACCUUACAGCCUUAUUCUAAAAUUGAUUUAAAUAAAAAACGUUCCUCAUCAAUCUACACACAAUACCCCAUAAUGACAAAGCGAAAACUGGUUUUUAGAAAUUUUAGCAAAUGUAUAAAAAAUCAAACUGAUACCUUUGGCACAUCUUAAAUCGUUAACGUAAUAGUUAUAUACAGUGCAUUCGGAAAGUACAUUGAGACUCAAGGACAUUGAGACUUGUCCCGAAGCCACUCCUGCAUUGUCUUGGCUGUGUGCUUAGGGUCGUAAGUAUUCAGACCCUUUGCUAUGAGACUCGAAAUUUAGUUCAGGUGCAUCCUAUUUCCAUUGAUCAUCCUUGAGAUGUUUCUACAACUUGAUUGGAGUCCACCUGUGGUAGACGGAAGCCACUCCUCCAGUAAAAGACACAUGACAUCCCGCUUGGAGUUUGCCAAAAGGCACCUAAAGGACUCUCAGACCAUGAGAAACAAGAUUCUCUGGUCUGACGAAAAUAAGAUUGAACUCUUUGGCCUGAAUGCCAAGCAUCACGUCUGGAGGAAACCUGGCACCAUCCCUACGGUGAAGCAUGGUAGUGUCAGCAUCAUGCUGUGGGGAUGUUUUUCAGUGGCAGGGACUGGGAGACUAGUCAGGAUCGAGGGAAAGAUGAACGGAGCAAAGUACAGAGAGAUGCUUGAUGAAAACAUGCUCCAGAGCGCUCAGGACCUCCGACUGGGGCGAAGGUUCACCUUCCAACAGGACAACGACCCUAAGCACACAGCCAAGACAAUGCAGGAGUGGCUUCGGGACAAGUCUCAAUGUCCUUGAGUGGCCCAGCCAGAGCCCGGAAUUGAACAUCUCUGAAAAUAGCUGUGCAGCGACGCUCCCCAUCCAACCUGACAGAGCUUGAGAGGAUCUGCAGAGAAGAAUGGGAGAAACUCCCCAAAUACAGGUGUGCCAAGCUUGUAGCAUCAUACCCAAGAAGACUCAAGGCUGUAAUCGCUGCCAAAGGUGCUUCAACAAGGUACUGAGUAAAGGGUCUGAAUACUUACGUAAAUGUGGUAUUUCAGUUUUGUAUUUUUAAUACAUUUGCAAAAAAUUCUAAAAAUGUGCUUUGUCAUUUAUGGGGUAUUGUGUGUAGAUUGAUGAGGGGGGAAAACUAUGUAAUCCAUUUUAGAAUAAGGCUGUAACGUAACAAUGUGGAAAAAGUCAAGGGGUCUGAAUACUUUACGAAUGCACUGUAUAUAUAGCUGGCUAAGAUUAGUAGUACAUUUCAUACAAGUGUAACUUGAUCACCUCACUUAAGUUGCACUGCAGGAGUGACUCACCUUACGAAGCUCAUUGUGCUUCUUUGUAAACAAACAAGUGACUGGCUCAAACAGAUGUUUUUGAAAUUAGUGCCGGUAAGCUUCAUAAUGAAAAAUAAUCCAACAGGCGAAAUGAUUAACUCAGUCUGCUUUAUCUAUUACCUAAAGUUGACUGCUUUAUCUAUUACCUAAAGUUGACUGCAGGUAUUUAUUUAAAAUGUACAAAUAUUUUUAUUUAUUAAACUGUAUUGGAAAAUCAUACCGAGGGUAUUUCGAAAUAUCCUGUCAUUCAGUAUACCGCCCAAGCUUAGGUUGUACUGUUUCUGCUUGUAAUGUGACCCUGGUCUCUUUCUUCAUCCUUACUCACAGAAGAUAUGUAUUUUAAGUUGUAGAUUUUGCUGAUUGAUUUAUUGUGUAGUGUGUAUUUCACUGUUGUAAAUUGUGAAAUAAUUCAUCAUUAGCUGCUGUUGAUACCAUGUAAUGACGCCUUAUUGAAUUUGAAAUAAACCAUUCUCUCUUCUUAUCCAGGUAUGGCCGGGGCUAUCCACUACCUGUCAGAGUUGACCCAGCCGGAAUCUUCCUGCUUCCCUGCAUUUGAACUUUAA